Messenger RNA from Solanum stenotomum, 543 nucleotides. RefSeq lists its product as uncharacterized. Bases 1 to 543 code for a protein of 180 amino acids. The record is from RefSeq and is a predicted model, not a curated record. The transcript has a single exon. NCBI's taxonomy places the organism in Eukaryota, Viridiplantae, Streptophyta, Magnoliopsida, Solanales, Solanaceae.
AUGAAUCCUUCGGAGUUCCAUGGUUUCAAAGUUGAGGAAGAUCCUCAAGAGUUUAUCGAUGAGAUCCAUAAGAUUUUGAUGAUCAUGGGAGUUACGCUGGUUGAAAUGGAGGUGUUGGCUGCUUACAAAUUGAAGGGUGUGGCUCAAGUAUUGUAUAACCAAUGGAGUGAAAGGAGACCGGAAGAUGCGGGUCCUCUUGAUUGGGAGAAGUUUAAGUCUGCAUUACUUGAUAGGUUUUUUCCCGUUGAAAUGAGGGAAGCUAAGGGGCUCGAGUUCAUUAACCUUCGACAAGGAAGUAUAUGUGUGAGGGAAUAUGCUCAAAAGUUCACUGAAUUGUGUAUGUAUGCUCAAACCAUGUUUGCGGAUUCAAGUGCCAAGAUGAGUAAGUUUGUAUCAGGUGUGUACGAAAUGGUAGUUAAAAAGUGCCGAACCCAAAUGCUCAUUCAUGAUAUUGACAUCCUCGUCUUAUGGCACAUGCACAACAAAUUAAGGAGGAUAAACUCAAGAAAAAGUCUAGAGAGGCAAAGUGGGCCAAGACGGUGA